AUGCAGAACCAAAACGAACUUAUCAAGCAAGGCGUCCUCGACAGGCCUUACAGAGGAGUUCUUGAUUGCGCCAAGCGGGUCUUUAAAAACGACGGUUUCCUGUCAUUCUGGAGGGGCAACUGGGUGAACUGCGUGCGUUACAUCCCUACACAGGCGAUGAAUUUUACGAUCAAGGAUACCAUACAGGACCUUUUCCCAGUAGCAUCGGAUGCUACGUUUAGACAAAAGUUAUUCACCAACCUGAUUGCUGGUGGCGUCGCGGGUGGAAUGUCUCUUUUAGUUGUCUACCCGCUGGAUUUUGCUCGGAACCGCCUAGCCGCUGAUCUCGUUCAGAGCGCCGGGAAUCGGAAGUUUAGCGGAACCUUGGACUGCUUCCGGAAGAUCGUGAAAUCAGAUGGAGUGGUUGGACUAUAUCGUGGAUUCGCGUUAGGUGUUUAUGGUAUCUCAAUGUACAGGGCGAUCUAUUUUGGCGUUUAUGAUACUGUCAAGCCAAUUCUGGAACGUCAUUCUCAAACGAAAAUUGGUUUCGUCCCAAGCUUUCUGCUCGGAUAUGUGAUCAGUAUAGUUGCCUCAAUACCAGCCUACCCAACAGACACUCUGCGCCGGCGAAUGAUGAUGACAUCCGGAACUGGAGAAAAUUACUCUUCCUCAAUUUCAGCGUUUAGAACUAUCUACGCGCAAGAAGGCAUUAUUGCGUUUUUCAGAGGUUGGAAUGCAAAUCUUCUCAGAGCGAUCGCACCUGGUUUAGUUCUAGCCUCGAAAGAUAAGUUUACUGAUUUCUACUUGCUUCUCACUAGACAAUAA
Oikopleura dioica is the source of this 804-nucleotide messenger RNA. The record is from the annotation of a GenBank genome assembly. NCBI's taxonomy places the organism in Eukaryota, Metazoa, Chordata, Appendicularia, Copelata, Oikopleuridae.